CUAUUAUUGAAAUAUUGCGCAAGUACAAUGAGGACAAUCAGUUGGAUGCGAAGGUAAAAUCAGAGAACGUUUUUAGUUUAGCAGCAGGCAAGAUAAAAUCAACAAACAAAACGCCUACAAUCAGUAAUUCAACUGAUAUUACAUUGAUGGGAAAUUCAAAUCAGGAGGAAAAUAUACGCGAGGACGUGAGAGUUUCGCGACCUAAUGCUCCCGAUAUAGUGUAUCGGUGGAAACCUAUGAUAGCAUCGAGUACUCUGGCUAGCGAAAACGAAUUUAUUCCUACAACAAGUAUGCCAAAAGGCACGGCAGGAUCAUCUACACCGAGCGUAUCCGAAAAUACAGUUCCAGAUAUGAUGGGAAUUGGUAAAGCCCAUGUUAGUAACGAAGCUUCAUUAACUACGCAAGGUAGUUCCAACAGACAAAGAAAUGACUUUACAUUAAAGAAAAAUACUGUUAUGAAUGCUGUGCAUGAAGAUCCGUCAUCAUUUUCUGGACUAAGCUUUAGUUCAACCUCCACUCUGCCUAAUAUGGAUGAAACUACUCUUACGCCCAUCGAGUGGACCGCGAUCCCUUCGACUGUUCAAAUCACGAAACCUGUAACACAAUCAUCCAGCACAAUUAUUUCCACUAUAAGUAGAACAACAACUCUUCCGACAACAACAACGAUUAACUAUGCUUCUAGCAUUUCCCACACUACACCCAAGCUAAGCACCACAACAUCUAUGUUAACUAGCAUACCGUUUUCAUUCACAAAUAUGCCACGUAAACCAACAACUACGGUGCGCCCUAUCACAACACAAAGAACCCGUACAACAACAUUCUCGGAUGCUGAGGAUUUAGCAUUCUUGCGGCAACUAGCAAGAUUCCUGAACGGAGGACAGUCAUCUUCGAACAGUCAGAGAAAAACAACAAAAAAGACCACUACUACCUCAAUAAAACCGACUACAACAACUGCUAGCAGUACCACUACUACCACAACUACAACCACUAUAAGCACAACUACACCGAAAACAACCACAACAACACCGAAACCAACGACAACACCGAGCUUAAGCACGGUCAUCAUUGACAACGAUGAUCCAGCCUUUCUAAAUGAUGUGCGUAAAUUGCCCAACUUUGCUACGCCAAAUCCUCUUGUCGAUACACCCCUGGCUAAUAGAAUACUUCAAUUGGCAAUACAAAGAGAUCCCAAAAGUAUUGCACGAUUACCACUGAAAACUGAAAAUGAGUUUCCAUCCAUCGAAAAGCUUCGCACGGAAAAUCAGUCCAAAGAAAUUUUCAAACCGACCACAUUGUCUCCGGAGGAAAUAGAGAAAACAAAAAAGCAGCUGAAUCGUGAGGUACAGCAGUAUAACAAUGAUUUGAAACUUCUUUCAAAUCUACUGGGAAGACCCAUUACCGAAAAAGAUAUACCAAAUCUUACCAAGCAGCUGGGAACAGGUGGGUCAGGACCGUUAUUUGCCAACACUGGACUAUCCGCCAUGAGAACUACGACUGCAGCACCAACAACAAUAAGAACAACAAUCUCGAAUAAAGUUCGUCGUCCGACCUCUACAGCAGAUGCUGAGCUGUUGAAGCAACUGCUUCUUACACAGCAAGAGCAACACAACAGUAGUCCAGCCGUAAUUGAGAGCCCAGACUUUUAUGGCAAAACUAAUGAAGCAAUUUUGGCCGCAGUUCUAAAGCAACGUGGUAUAGGUCCGUCAAACACGAAUGGAGAUAUCGAAGACAUUUUGGCGCAAAUAACUCCAAAUGUUCAGACGGCUACAUUACCUUCAAAAAUUAUCACAACUUCCCGAACCACUCCGAGACGCACUCGUCCCCCGCAACCACCACCUUUACGAUCACAAAGUCCAAUUCUAGACGGUUUGAGCUGGCUAUGGCGUGAAUGGCAAGCGACUGCUCCACAAUCACGCAAUCGAGUUCUUAGCCCUGGGGCUAGUGCCACUAAUGUUCGAUCUGGAACAUUUGGAUUGAGCGGUGGCGGUGGAGGGCUGAGAGGCAGGACCACGUCUUUAACGCAAUCGUACGGAGAUGAGGGACUAGAUCCGGAUGCGAAACCAAUCAACCCAAGUGUGACCGAAGAACCUGCAUCCUUGUUUGGCGGGUUUGGCAUAAAUCCCGGAGGCCAACUGUUGAAUGCAGCGAUCGGCGUAACUCGUGCUGUAUCGCAGUUCCUAGGUGUGGCGCUACAGGGUGCGGCUAAAUCGUUUACUUCCGCAUUUCGCCCACAGCCAGCCGCUGGUGAACCAUUGGAUGACCUAAGCUACUAUCGUUCCAGCGGAAGAUAAACGCUUCAGCUUUCCCGACAAUCUAGUUGAUUGGCUUCAAAACCGAUACCCUCUGAUUUACAGGCGAGGAUUGACACGAUCAACCCGUUGGCAGGCCCCAGGGCCUGCCAGUAAAGCUUUCCAAAUGCCGGUGGCAAUCCUCAGGGCCUGCCAUUGGUCCUUUGUUGGGGAUGCAACAAACAGUGCGAACAAAUUUACUCUACCCAUAUGUAUAGCAGUGGUGCGUAGGUAGAAUAAUCGCAUUAUAUGAACUAUUGCGAUUGACAAAAAUAUCAUCGCACACACAACAAUAUUGAUGAAUAGAGUAUAGUUGAAAUUAUAGCAAAAAACUCAAUUUUGCUGCAUGCAUAUUUGGUUCAAAAUCAACAGCUUGCGCCGGUGAUGCCGGAGGAACGGAAAGUUUAUUAAAAUCAGUACCGGCCGGAACGUGUUAAGCAGUUUGCAAACUAAGCGGUCGCGUGGGCCCUUUAGGUCUCAAGGGGCGGAGAAAAAGAACACACCCCGGCUCACAAGUAAAUUUGCUUCGCAGUCCUUCCUCAACAAAUUUCACGCUCGACAACUCAGAAAGACCUACAUUGACCACUUAAGGGUUUCUCUCGUGUUAAUCCGCUACUGCUAAUGUAAAUAAUUUCCAAAUCCUACUCUUAAAAUUCAAUUAGCAGCACUCGAACAUUGCAGUUGCUACUUCCUGUGAAUAUUACUAAAAUAGUUUCAGUAAAGGAAACUGAUGAAAAGGAAAAUAGAGGUAAAGUUUAAAGCCUAAACUUGGUAAACAAACAAAACUUAGUGAGCUAAUACUUGAUAAGACUGUAUCAUCUGAACAUUAAAGUUACUUUUUUGCUGUGUG
Messenger RNA from Anopheles gambiae (African malaria mosquito), 3138 nucleotides. RefSeq names its product mucin-2-like. Lineage: Eukaryota; Metazoa; Arthropoda; Insecta; Diptera; Culicidae. The transcript is spliced from 6 exons. The record is from RefSeq and is a predicted model, not a curated record. Bases 147 to 2291 code for a protein of 714 amino acids.